Cinara cedri is the source of this 5929-nucleotide messenger RNA. NCBI's taxonomy places the organism in Eukaryota, Metazoa, Arthropoda, Insecta, Hemiptera, Aphididae. The record is from the annotation of a GenBank genome assembly.
CUUACGAUUUCUGUUUUGCCUCGGUGCUUGAAACUUUGGAUCCGGUGACCAAUAUAUUUAUCGUCGGACAUUGUUAUUAGAUCGAUAAAUUAAAAUAAUAAUAAAAAUCAAAAUAAUCUGCACAAAUCUUCACUUUGUAGCCAACGGCGAUAAUGGCCUCGAUUAAAUAAUCGAACUGGUUAUCUGGCGAUGGGCGGCGAACGGUAAGUGUUCGGUUCGUCCGGCAAAACGGUUAUGAUAUUUGUGUCUAAUAAUUUUUAUUUAUCGGUCCACUUCCAAUGUUGUGUCCGGUUAGACGAUACCGAACUGAGUGGCGAGGUGUACACACUACACAAUGACGAAGCAACGACGGAAACGUACGACGGGCGAGGUAUGAAAAAAAAAAAAAAAACACUUAUAUUGUUAUUGCGAAUAAAAUGAUGCUAAGCGAUCCGCAUGCUUCUCUCCUGUUUUGCAGGAUCGAAAGCGAUUGGAGGGAAAGAAAAAAUUAAACAAAUAUAUUAUAUACCCACCUAAUAGCUGAUAUAUAUUAUUAUAUAUAUAUAAAUAUACACAUAUAAAUAUAUAUAUACAUAUAUAUAUAUAAUAAUUAUUUAUAUAAUAGGUAUUUAUUAUUAUGUUUUGUCACCGAAACUACGAAAGGAAUGGUUUUCGUGUAAUCUGAAAGGGUAUAAGCAUAAAAAACGCGUGUCUUAUGGGUGCGUGCGUGUGCGUGUGAUACGAAUCGCUGUCGUCGCACGGAGGGCAACGAUUAUACCUGCUACCUGGUAAGCGGUCGCCGAAUCCCUCGCCGGCCACUCCCCGCCAACAAAAAUCCGCACGGUGUGGCGGCGGCGGUGGCGUCGGCAAAUGGCAUUCCGUUAAAAAACAUAUGACUAUUGCGAUACACGGAGGUAAUUUUUUUCUUUUUCUUUCAUCCUAUCUCACAAUGUUUUUGGCGGCAGAAUGCCACCGUCAGACACCUCCCUUCGAGAACUCUCCCUCGUCUCAUAAUUGCCGGCGACCGGUCGUUUUUUUCACUCUUUCGCCAGGGAACCAUGUUACACUUCCACGUUUCAGUUUUUCGGUCCAUUAGCGCGCAAAACGACUACUUUUUGAUGAGUUGUCCGGUCCGCCCUGCGUAAAAACAACACUGUUACCACCACCCGCCAUACAUUUCUAAUUUAAUUGUAACUACAUACUAAAUACUUAUACGGAAACAUUGGCGUUAAUUUCUAUAUUGUUUUCAAAUUUCAAUAUUUCCAUCCUUCAGCCAUGUUCCUUCAGGAUUUUGAAUCAGUACCUAAUACUUAUUUAUGAUUUCGUGAUUUGUGUAACACGAAAAUCUAAAAGAACUUCGUGACUAACUAUGGUUGUAAGUGAGUUUAAUUUUUGUCUAAUCUACUGGAAACCGUACAGUUAGGUUGGACUAGAUUUUUUUAUAAAGAAUAAAUCUAAAAAAUUAUAGUUUAAAAUAUUAAACUAUCUAUAUUAAAUAUUUCAAUACCUUAUAUUAAUUUAUUGAAAAUAAUAUGACUGCACUAAAUAUAUAAGUGAUAACAUUUGAAUAAAUCGGUACAAAAAUUAUUUACAAACGUUCACAUUUGUAUAUUUUAAUUAAUUUAAAUUUUGUUUAAUUUUUAUUGAAUAGUCAAACUUCUACAAUACCUCAACCAUUACUUUUAAAGAUUAGGAAAUUUAAUUAACUGUAAAUAUUUACCUACCAGCUACUGCUAUUGAUAACUAAAAUUGAUAUCACAAACAAUUUAAUUGUAAACAAAGUUAACACUAAAUUAAUUUAUCUUUUUUUUUGUUAUUAUACAUAAUACAAUCAAGUAGCAAACGUUCAUAUAAAAUAUUGAAAUUCAAUACAAAAUAUUCUAUCUCGUACCGUGAUGUUUUUCAAUUCGGAACCUCCCUAGGAAUGAUUAUUAAAUUUCAAUAAAUGUAUUUUGUUUAAUUUAAAAUAUUUUGAAUUUUAUAAUAUAGGACAAUUAUAGUACACCAGAAUAUUAAGUUAUUAUUUUAACUUAGAGAUAGAACUCACAUACAUAUUCAACUUUUGCAAUUGGAUACUGGUAAGAACUAAAUAUUUAAUUAUAUAUUUUAAUUAUUAACAUAUAAUCAUUAACUAAAUCAUAUUUUAAAUUGCAUACCACUGUUGAAGUUAGUAUUUUAUAAUUGUUUAUUUUUGAAACCUACAACAAAAUAUAACAGGUUUUUUCCUCAUUUAUUUUUCUGUGGGUAUCUAUUAUAUUAUUAUUUAUUUGUUGAGUUUAUUUAAAAUUGUGAUUUUAUAUAAAAAGAAAAAUAUAGGUUAGGUUGUAGUUUAAUCUAUAAUAGUUUAUUCAAAGUUUAUAAUUUAUUUAAAUUGAUUGUUAAUUUACAGGUGUAAGAUAAUAAAUUACUAUGGGUAGACAUUCGAGUGAUUCAAACUCACGGGACAAGAAUAGAAAUCGAAAUCGCUAUUAUAAUCAUAAAUAUAAGUGAGUACUAUGUAUUUUAUUUUAAUAUCCACUAGAUACAUUUUGUUUUUUAUUAUUGUCAUGUUAAUAAUUAAUGGUUUAAUACAAAAUAAUAUAUAAUUCUUCUUUCCUUUCGCCUUCAUCCAAGCUAAAAGGUAACAAAUGGGUUUAUGUUGAAUUGAUACCAGUGUGAAAUUCUAUCUAAUAGUACUAACAGUAUGAGGUGUUAUAAAGAAAUAUAACUGAGGUUUUUAUUGCUAUUUAUAGGUCACUUAAUAAUCUUAAAUAUUUAAUUUUUUUAAAAAUAGAUCUUCAAGUAAUUCAUCAUCAGAAAGUUCAAGACAUUCCAGAAGACAUCAGUCCAAAAUAUCUGAAUCGAGGUAUUUAUGAACUUUGGCAAAAAUUUGAAAAAAAAUAUAUUAUAUUUGCUAUUUUUUUAUUUUAUUAAUUUUUAAAAUGUUCAAGUAUGAGUUAAUUGUUUAUACUUUAAAAUUGUUAUAUAAUUAAUGAACUUAUUACUAUAUAUAAUAUAUUAAAAAAGUUAUUAUAAUAGUUUUUUAUCAUUUUAAAUAUACAGGUGUCAUAAAAAAUCAAAACACAGGCAUAGAUCUAGUAGUUCUUCGGAUUAUUCUUUAAAAUAUAAACAUUCAAGUCAUUCCUGUCGUCGUAAAGAAAGUGAUUCAAAAAAAAAAUAUCGCCGGAGUUCAUCUUCGUCUUCAAAUUCACAGUCAACUAUUUCCAAUAAAUCAAAUCAAAAUUCUAAAUCCCCACAUGAAAAUCAAACGAGUCCAUUACCUCAAUUACCAGUUAUCAAAGAUGACAGUGAUAUUUCUCUUCAAGAAAAUGUUUGUAAGUAUAUUUUUAUUAAUAAAAUAAUACAGUAAAACAAAAUUAUUGAAUGGUUAAUACUCGUAAAUAAAUAAAUAAAUUAAUUAAUGUGUUGCCUAAAGUAUUAUGAAAUCUGUAUUGUACAACUGGUUUCGAAUUAAAAAUUCAUCUUCAGAUAAAAUCACAAAGUCAAAAAAUAAAAUGCAAAUAUGGAAUAAUAAAUGAAAGAAUUUAUAGGAAACAAAUUAUACAAAUUGGUCAUUUUACAUAGAAAUAAUUUAUUUCAAUAAGAGAUUAUUUAAAAUUAGUUAUUAUUAGACAUAGAUAUGUUAAGAAAUAUAAAUUGUUUAGUUAUUAUUUAUUAUCUAAAAUGUAUUGAUUGCAGCUUCAGAAGUAUGUUUGAUAUGUGUAUUGGUGUAUAUUGAUGUAUUAGAGCCAGGAGAACAGAGACAAUAUGGUUGAACUCUGAAAUAAAAAUUGUAUUCAGCAAAAACACAUAAUAGUAGGAGAGAUUAAUAAUUUAAAAACAAUUUUAUCUCAAAAUUUAAACCAUUUACAAAUGUCACACUUUAAAAAUCAUACUCAACAAAAAUUACAACAUAAAACCCAGCAUUCUUUUCAACCACGAGUUACCAAUUUAACUUUUAUAACUCUCGACAAAGCUGAAAACAAUUUAUUAAAUAAAUGCAAUAAAUUCAAUACAUAUCAAACAUUAAACUUUCAAUCAAUUAGGAGACAAUUAGUACAAUGUGAUUCUUUUAUAAAUUAUAUACAAUUUCAAAAAUAAAAAAUUGUAUAAAAUCAAAAUCAAACAAGGUAUAACUUAAUAAACAGCACCAAUAAAAACUACGGAAAUAAAAAUCUAAUACAAUUUAAAAUCAAAAUAGUAUGGUUAAAUGACAAAAUAAAAUUAUCAACAAUAUAGUGAAUAAAUUAAAAACAAAUAAUUCCUAAAUAUUUCCAGUAGAUAAAUCUUAUGCUAAUAUUAUCAUUUACCGUAAUGAAAUUAGUAAAAAUAACUUAAGAUUUUAUAAAUAAUAAUAUUCAAAACUUAACAUAUGACCCAAUUAUAAUUUACACUAAACAAAUUAAUAAACUAAUAACAAAUUCAAAAAAAUCAUACCUUAUGUUGAAAAAAAAAAUAUUAUUAAAAUUAGAUUACAAAAUAGAGGCUCCACAAUUACAUCUAUUCAUAAAAUUACAUAAACAAGAUAAUCCAAUUUGUUCAUUAAUUAAAUUUAAAACUGUUCCAACUUAUAGCUUUGCUAAAUAUUUAGACCUUUUCAUAAUACCACAGGUUUCUAUUUACCCUUAUUCUCAAAAAUAUAAUUUUUUAAUUCAAUAUUUUAUAGGCUUGAACAUAUUCCAUUAAAUAAACAUAAUUAUCAAUAUUAUCUAUAAUAUAACCCAUACAAAUAAUUUCAAUUUAAAUACUAUUCAAAAUAUUGCAUAAAUGUAAUAAUAUUAAAUUCUAUGAAAUAUCAAAAUAAUAUGUCUAACAAAUUCGCUAAAAUUCUAAACAAUAAUACAAAUCAUGUAAAAAUCACUUUUAAGACUAAUGAUAAUUUAAUUAAACAUAUUAAACAAUAGAACUAAAAAAUGUACAAACAAUUUGAUAUUAAUACAGACUUAGAGAUAUUAAAUACCUAAAAUAACAUUUAUAUUAAUUUAGUUUUAGAAGAAUUACAUACAAUAAAAUAAAGAAAAAUAAUUUUAAUAUUAUUUUAAAUGUACAAAUAUUUAUUUAUUUUUUCAUGUCCAUGUUUUACUUUUUGACUUUGUGAUUUUACUUGCGGAUGAAUUUUUAAUUUGAAAUCAGUUAUAUAAUACACAUUUCUUAGUAUUCCAAGCAACACAUUUUAUUUAUUUAUUUUGAAAUUUUAACAGUAUAUUUAAAUAUUGUACAAAUAGUAAGUUCUAACAUUUUUUUUCAUAUUUUUGUAAAUAUAAUUUUUUCAUACUUAUUUUAAUAAUGAUUACUGGAAAAAAACAUUAAUAGUAAUAAUAUCUAACCUAGUUUAUUCUUUUUAUUUUAAUUUUGUUAAUAGUUGUAUACAUUUAAACUAAUUUAUUUUAUUAGAAUUCUUGUAUAAAUAUUUCAGAUGAUCUUAUCCAAGAGGAAAACAUGAUGAAACAAGUUAAUCAAGAAGGGUUUUUGUUUAAAGUUUUCAAACCUUCAUUGGAUCAAAAUGAACAGAGCCCUGUAGAUGAUAGUGAUAUUGAUGUUCCAAAAAUUCAUGAAGAAAUUGUUCAAAGUUUGGCAGUAGAAGAUUCAACAUUUUUAAUAUCUAACAGAGAAAGACUAUUGAAUGCAAGGGUACAUUUGUUUAUUUUAAUGCAAUUUAAUUUAAUUUUAUAUUUGUUUCAUUUAUUAUUUUUUAUUUCAUUUAGUAUAAAUUACUCACAAAACAAGAAAGAAUUGAUAACUGGACACAAAGUUUAUUUAAAUCAUACCAACUGUCACAAAAUAAAGAUGAAAAUUUGAUAAAUUAAUGUAUUUGGAAGUAUUUUUUGCUUUAGCUAUUCAAAUGUCUAGAAAAUGUAUUAACCAAUUAGCAUAAUAUAGUUUAUAAAUUAUUUUCAAACAUUAAUUUAACUAUACAGAUAUAAUAUUUUUUAAAGUUGUUAUUGAAAUUAUAUUUAUCUACAAUUAUAUU